Molecule: messenger RNA, 1555 nt
Organism: Lacerta agilis (Sand lizard)
Lineage: Eukaryota; Metazoa; Chordata; Lepidosauria; Squamata; Lacertidae
Gene: SAMD3
Product: sterile alpha motif domain containing 3
Exons: 10
Coding region: 26-1555 (509 amino acids)
Molecular function (GO): protein binding
Source: RefSeq, a predicted model, not a curated record
GAAUUUUCCAUCACAGCAAACGGAGAUGGAAAGUUGGUCAGUUGAUCAAGUCUGCAACUGGUUGCUACUGAAAAACCUAGGAGACCUGGUUCCCAAAUUUCGUGAGGAAGAAGUGGGUGGAGCUGCUCUUUUGGCUCUUAACGACAGGAUGGUUCAGCAGCUGGUCAAGAAAAUUGGGCACCAGGCAGUGUUAAUGGAUCUGAUUAAAAAAUGCAAGCAGCAGACAGAAGGACCAGCUUUUACCUGCAAAGAGCCCUUCUCUGAGUCACCAGGAGAAUUCAGUGGAACCCAUAGCAUUCAGCUGACUGUUGGACAGACGAAUUGUUUCUCUCCUAAUGAAAGCUGCGAUGAUGGAUCCAUUGACCAAAGAGUUCUCAAACAAAAGAAAAACAUGAGGCAUGUUUUAGCAAGAUGCAAAACAUUGCAAUGGACAAAUUCCUAUAUUCUGCCUGAGUUCCCUUAUGAUGUCAAAUGCAUAUUAGCAGAAAGAAAAUGUCCUGACCACAGUGUGAGAAUAAGGAUAAUUGAAUUCUUGCAAGCUGACAUGACAAAGUAUCUUGAAGGAUCACUAUAUCCAACCACUCAGCAAUAUAAUGAUGUUGUCAGUGAAUUGCUCCAGGCAUACCCUUUUCUUGAUGAGGAUGGGAAUGGCUUUUUUCUAUGGAAACGAGCCCUUAAAGACCGUUUCAAGUACGUGCGGAGACCGAUAGACGAUGAUGAACAGGUAGUGAGGAAUAAAUGCAAGUUUGGCCACAGGCGAGGGCAGACUAGAAAAUCUUCUGAAAACAGGUGUGAGAAGGUCCAAGGAGUGCAGACAAAAGUUAAAAACAUUUACAACAAAGACCUUGAUGUUGAGAUAAAUGAACAUAUUAGCUGGUUUAAGGAAGAAUAUAUGAAAACUGAGAGAAAUUGGGGAGAAGUGGACAACAGGAUGACCAAGACUUUAGAAAUAAGAAGGAAGAUGAUCAAUAAAGAUAAGAAGCCUUUGAAGGAAAUUCUCAGCCUAUUCCCAUUUUUAAAGUGUCCUUAUCAGCUUUUUAGAGAAUAUCAUCUUCUAACACACAAAGACAUUUACAAGAAAACAGCUGAGAUUUUGGAAGCAUAUUCAGAGGACAUACUGACGUCAUAUGUGGUGAAGAAUAGUCCAGUUAUUCUUGCUCUGCAGAAGAAUCUGAAGCAGUACAUGGAAGAUGAUAUUCGGACAUAUAUGAAGAUUACUGCUACAUGUUUACUUUUGCCAGAUGUUUUUGGAGAGGAUUCCUGCUUGCUUGCUGCUGUGAAUGAGGAGGUGAAAGUGUCAACACCAGUACUAGAAGUAAAAUACCCAUUUGAUGUAAACAUGUGUGAGUAUUCCCUGUACGUGGAGGAGGAGAAAUUGGCCCAGCUGGAUGAUUGUACUAUGGCCCUCGCUGCUCUGCUGGCUUCCUACCAUGUCUUUGGCAUUCCAUAUCCCAAAAGACUGUAUAAUACACUUCACUUUUUGGAGUCCCUCAUCUUUGGAGUCAAGUGUCCACAGUUACUUUCAGCAAAAAUCAGGGAACUGGGGAAAAUGUGA